This is a messenger RNA of Esox lucius (northern pike), 4670 nucleotides long. RefSeq names its product dpy-19 like 4. Bases 821 to 3379 code for a protein of 852 amino acids. Lineage: Eukaryota; Metazoa; Chordata; Actinopteri; Esociformes; Esocidae. The record is from RefSeq and is a predicted model, not a curated record. Gene Ontology annotation, cellular component: nuclear inner membrane. Gene Ontology annotation, molecular function: mannosyltransferase activity. The transcript has 19 exons.
CCCUCGAAUACAAACAGAUUAAGUUUGGUGUACUUAAGAAAGAUUGUCCACAACACUACUUGGUUAAUAAUCUUUUUGAAUUUGCUAAAUACUUCAUUCAUAAAGGCAGAUUUCUGAAAACCCCCGUCCUUUCCUCAUUUUACUAAUGAACUUAAAGCUCUAGCUGCUUCGCUUUGCAUCCUUUCAAAUGGAAAAGCUUCUACAGUAGCCAAUUUCUUCAUUGAAAUAAGUGUACUUUAGCUCCUUUACCCCUUGCAAGAACUGAUUUAACUUUUCUUUUUUAUUUUCUUUUCUCUUUUUUUUGGUUUUGUCUUUCUUGAUUGUAAAUUUGAUUUGAGACUUCGUUACUGUUAUUUAUUGUAUUUUGCAAUAUGUCUGCCUUUGAAAAUUGUUAGUUAAUGUUAUUUGUUCAAUACCUAUUUUGUCUGUAAAAUUUGAUUCAAUAAUAAAAAAUAAAAAAUAAAAAAAUUCGGAACGAUAGCGAAGGUUAGAAAUGACGUAAGGAAGUUUACUUUAGGGACUUGUAGUCUUUAGGAAUGUUAUGUUGCUAAUUAGCAUAUACACGUUUGUAGGGGUAAUUUAAGCAAAUAUGUUGACAUUCGUCGCCUUGUUUUGACGAGAUUUAAACGGUUAUCAAAAAGGUGGAGUAAGUCUACAUGAACCACAGAACUUAUUUUACGCGAUUCUAAAAUCCCUUAUGGGAAUAAUGAAUGGGGAAAAUGCGAAACGAACCGGAAAUUAGCCAGUAUAGCACUUUGCCGCUUGGUUUUAUGGGGAUUAUGACGCGUCGACUAUUUCGGUCUAUUUUUUUUACAAAAUUAUGUUGGCACCGGUUGUCACUGUCGCAAACGAAAACAAACACAGGUUACGUUCACAUCGACAAGGCUCCUUGGAGAUGGCAGAGUUGAGAUGUCGGAAAACAGUGGUGAGAGAGGGAGAAUGUGAGGGCGAGGAACAAAAGCAAUCUGAAUCUGCACCCCAAAUUGAAAAUAGUAUUAAAGUGGACAAGGAUAGUCUGAUGGAGAUGUGUUCAAAGAACACAAAUGGAGCUGGUGGAGCUUUCUGUUGCAACCAGGAGGAACAGAAAGAUGAAAAGGAGGAGAAAGAGAAAAAUAUUAAAGAGGUAGCAGACGGUCAAAAUCCCUGUCCUGUCAAAAGAGCCCGGAACGCUUGCAGAUCACUUUUGUUUCAGCGUCUAGUGAAGUUGUUCUUCGGAUGCCUGGCAGCUGUUACAUGUGGCAUGAUGUAUGCUGUGUAUCUCUCUACCUACCAUGAAAGGAAGUUCUGGUUUUCUAGCAGACAGGAGCUGGAGCGGGAAAUCACCUUCCAGGGUGGCAGUGGAGUCUACUAUUACUACUACAAACACAUGUUGACAGCACCCUCCUUUGAAAGAGGGAUAUACGAAUUGAUGAGGGACAACCGAACCAUAUCCGGUCAGACCAUCAACACAGUGGAGCAUCUGUCUCUUUACCCAGAACUUGUUACUAGCCUGCUUUACAGAAUUACUGGAUGCCAGGAUAUGAUAGAGCCAGUUUACUUCUACAUUGGGGUAGUGUUUGGCCUGCAGGCUGUCUACAUCACUGCCCUUUUCGUGUCCAGCUGGAUGUUGAGCGGCACCUGGGUGGCCGGCAUGCUGGCCGUGGCUUGGUAUAUCAUCAACCGGCCAGACACAACCAAAGUGGACUACGCCAUUCCUCAGAGGGACAACUGGGUCUUACCAUACUUCUCCUGCCAAGUUGCAGCCUUAACUGGAUUCCUGAGUGAUAACAUUAACUCUGCCACUGAGAUGUUCUGUUAUCUCUUAAUGAGUGCCAGCACGUUAACCUUCAUCCUGGUGUGGGAGCAUAGCCACUAUGUGCUCUUCAUUCAAGGUCUUGCCCUGUUCUUUCUCGACUCCUUUGAUCUGGUGCAGUCCCGCAAGAUGGCUGACAUUCACAAAGUGUACCUGAGCUCUCUGUUUUUGGCCUAUGUCAUCCAGUUCCAAAACACUGCCCUGCUCAGCUCCCCUCUGCUCAGCCUUCUCAUCAGCUCCGUUCUAGCGAGGUACUUCCAGCAAAACAUGAAGAAUGGCCCCCUAGUGGCCAGGGUGAUGAAGAUCUUUUUGCAUUUCUACCUGUCUUUUACCACAGGGAUCACCUUUAGCUAUAUGGUUAAGCGACUAAUGCCAGUCGGUGACAGUGACUUCAUUUUGAAAUUUCUUGAAGUGAAAUUUGGACUGAACACAACAACAGACUUUGUGAUCAACCAGCUGCUUUGUCAAGAAUGCUUCCAGACUCCCAGUCAAGACUUUUUCCUUAGACUGACUCAAGCAUCCAUCCUACCUUUUUACCUGCUGGUCCUUCUCAUCUGUCUGAUGUCGAUCCUGGAGACAAUCUACAGACGACUCAGUGGUGAGCCAAUGAAAACCAACAUCAUACUGGAAGAUGGACGGAUAGGAGAGCGCCCUGAGGUCAUCUACCAUGUUUUCCACACAAUGUUGUUUGGUGCUCUUGCUAUGGUCUUUGAGGGGAUUAAGUAUUUGUGGACUCCAUACGUCUGCAUGUUCACAGCAUUUGGUGUAUGUUCGCCAGAGCUUUGGAUGACUGUAUUCAGGUGGCUUAAGCUGAAGUCCAUCCACCCUGUGGUACUGGCCUUGGUAUUGAGCACAGCAGUUCCAACCAUAAUUGGAUUCAGUUUAUGGAGAGAGUACUUUCCUCAUGUCAUAGCUGAACUCUCAGAGUUGCAGGAAUUCCAUGACCCUGAUACAGUCGAGCUAAUGACCUGGAUAAAGACCCAUGCCCCUAUGGCGGCAGUGUUUGCAGGCAGCCCGCAACUGUUGGGUUUGGUGAAGCUGUGCUCAGGUUUGGCAGUUACCAGUUUGCCUCUCUACUCAGACAUCAACCUGCAGAAGAGGAGUGAAGAUACAUAUCAGGUGUACGCAAUGAGGUCUGCAGAAGAUGUCUACAAGAUUCUUUCUCUGCACAAGACAAGCUACGUUAUCAUCGAAGAGUCUCUGUGCAACGAAUACCAUAAGGGUUGCAGGAUUAAAGACUUGCUGGAUAUCGCCAAUGGCCAUGUUUGUAUUAAACACCACUCCUUAUACAGCAACCAUACACUUUUUACACACUUUGAUAAUAUAGGUAACAUAAAUAUAGGCUACAUGCAGUACAUGAUAUUGCUUUCUUGCAAAUUACAUUUCUUUCUGACAUUGGUUGUUGCCCUCUGUCCUCAACAGGUGGUAUAUGAUAAAGGCGAGAUCUACUCCUUCUCCAAACAUGGGCGAUUCUGUCAUGAGAUAAAAUUGAACUACUCACCCUAUACCAAUUACUUCUCAAGGGUUUUUUGGAACAGGUCCUAUCACAUCUACAAAGUCAACUCUGUCAUCUCCUUCCAAUAUUGAAAAAAUCAUCAGCCUAACUCCUGAGCCAAGACUGUCUUCUGUCUUUACAAUGUCUUUUCUCCUAAAUGGAUGCAAUACAACCCCUUUGCAGUUGGUGUUAGUAAAGGGUCAUGCACAUAUAGGUACUUUGUUUUUGCUCAGAGGAAUUAGCACCUCUCUCAGACGAGUCCUGAAUAGGGAUCAUCACAUUCAUACUUGACGUUCUCAGCUGCAAAUGCUAUGUAGAAGAUACAUUUUCUGCAAGGAAUACAAAGUCCCCCUUCCCUAUUGCCUCCUUAGUUGAAUAGAGUUUUCUUAUUGGCCCUGAGGUUGGACAGUCGCUAAAGGCUUUGCUGCUUUGUGUGUGCAUUUGGCUGCGCUUCCCUGUUUGCUUCUAUGGGAUGAAAAAGGAGUUGAUAAGGAUGAGCCAUGCCCUAAAGCCUGGUGAGACAGUGGAGCCAGCUCAAAGCAUUUAUGUUUCCUUUCAAACUUAAGACCUAAUAAUCUGAAUGCCUUUAGUUUUGAUAUAAAAUGUUAAUUCUUAUUCCUACCUGUUUAAAAAAGAAUAUCCAUUGUUAAACUGAAUGCAUUUCUCUGAGCAGUUAGUAUGAAUAUAAUUUCUGUUGACAUGAAAUUUAAUCCAGUAUUUGUAUUAUUUACUUUAUGUAGUAACUUUGUUCAUCUUUAUCAACAGCAAUACUUUCUCCCAUGUAUAUGCUUAUUUAGGCUAUUAGUGUGUGCCACUCUAAAUGGUUGUCAUUGUUUUCUUGUUUUUGCUUUUUUCAAGACCUCAAAAAGUUGAUGAGUUAAUAAUUGUAAAGAAUAUAUGAAGUCUAUCCACUGUUUUUAAAAUAUUUAACUGAGUAUCUUUGCUGAAUUCAAAUGCAUUGCAAAGCUGCUGUGUGUUGUUUUUCUACAGAAAUGCCAAUGCAAAGAAUGCUUGCUCAUAUAGCUGACCAGAAUCUGGGCUCUGUGACCCCGUAUAAGUUUUAGCUUAGUAGAGAAACACAAUUAUGUCUAUGCAUCUACGAAUAGAUUGUCUGUAGUAGCUAUUCUACACUUGUUGGGUCCUUCAGCUGCCAUUAUGCCAAAUUGAUAUUGUGAAUGAUGGACAUGUCAGCAGAAAGUCAGCAAACAUACCUUUUUAUGUUUUGUGUCGUGCGUGCGUGUGCACGUUCGAAAUAUUCAAACAGUCAACUGGCUAGUAUGUCAGCUGGUUCCCAGCCCACAGUUGGCUGCAUAUUGAAUUCAAAAGGAGUUGGUUUCAAGUGACCUUUUUCUAUAUAUAUGAACCUAUAUAUUGAAGAUUUGA